Alosa sapidissima (American shad) is the source of this 9927-nucleotide messenger RNA. RefSeq names its product ring finger protein 165b (gene ark2cb). NCBI's taxonomy places the organism in Eukaryota, Metazoa, Chordata, Actinopteri, Clupeiformes, Clupeidae. Gene Ontology annotation, molecular function: zinc ion binding; ubiquitin protein ligase activity. The transcript has 8 exons. The record is from RefSeq and is a predicted model, not a curated record. The coding region runs from base 4884 to 5810 and encodes 308 amino acids.
UAUCUACCGUUACUUAUCCUUGACAAUCACACCAGCCAGAAUGGCUCUCACCAAGCGUGUAUUACGAGAAAUCGUCGAAAUGUAUUUUUGUGGAUAUUGAGUGGUUGUUGGCUAGCUAAGAAGCUGGUUUGGUUACUGAAAACAGGCGUGUUUUCGCAAUUGAAAUUGCGGUUGUCUGGCUAGUUCGCCACUAGCAAGGAUCUAACGUUAGCGUCCAUAUUUUCUGCUUGAUUAUCCUAAUGUUAGCUGUCUGUCAGUCGUGGAGUAGGCCUGCACUCCCGGAGCUCAAUAGCCCUGCCUUAAUCCUGUGCAAGGAAAUAACAGGCAAAGCCUUUGAUUUGCAGUUUGUUUCAAAACAUGUCAAAUUAUUUGUUUAAUCAAACACAGCUAACUAGCUAGCCAAUAUUUGUACACAGCUGGCAUCACGGCUCAGCCAAGAAUCCAGCAUUUGUCAGAUGAGCUAACGUUAAAUGCUAGCUAUUUUAGCUGGCAAUGGGAUUUUGAAAAUCAAUUCGACAAAAUGUUUAUUGCAAAUAUAAGUAUUGUUGUGGGUAUUGGUCAUGUUUCAAUUUUGGUUGUCGGUGCUCGCGUGCACCUUGGACAAAUUUCGUAAAAUGCGAGGAUUUUGUCAGCUGCUGAUGUCAUUUGAGGAUUAUGCGGUAACGUUUGCUUGGCAAAGAGCUAGCUAGCUAUCUAACGUUAGCUUACCUAAUGCCGAUGAGCUAGUCGGUUGUUGUUGCUAGCUUGGCGCAACAUCUUUUGGGUUUGCCUUAAAUGUUGCAUCCAGCUCAUUACGCCCUAAAAGUAUCGAGGCUGGCUCUACAUUCUGCAUUAUCAGAUCUUUGUCGUCCCCCCUCCAUUGUGUAGCUAAUGACCAUCUGCUGCUGUGUGGUGUGGCCUCUGCCUGUACUCUGCAUUUAGCUGUAUUGUGAACCCCUUCUUCAUUUCCUCUUUCCAUCCGAAGACGACAUUGGUAUUUUAAACACCCAAGAAUGUUACUCCCUUGUGUGAAGCAGACUAAAAUUAGCUAACACCUUUAGAAACGAAUUGUCUCUCUACAUGUCAAGUUGCAAUAGUUAACCCAUUGUAGCAUUAGUUAAUAUAAUAAAUUUCAUGUACCUCCCAUCUAGUCUUGGUAGACAACAUGUGUAAAUUCCUGUAAAGUGGAUACAUUUUGCGUUCAUUUGGCUCCUUAACCUUUGCCUUUCAUGCUCUUAGAUUCGUUAUUAGUAAUAACGUUAGGCCUAAAUUCGUAAAUGAAAGGCAUAUUGGACAAAUGAAGGUGCACAGCCAAAGCUUGUGUCCUUAUUAACCUUUUCUUCUGAUAUAGGAAAAUGCUAUUGUAAUUAUGAUGGCAAUUUUGCCAUUUCAAGAGGCAUGUCUUAUCCAUACUGGGAAAACAAUACAUUUGCAAAUUUCAGUAUAUUUUCCUGGACAUGUCAAAAAUUACUGAAAAUAUUAUAUUUCAUGAAAGGGCAUACUACUGAGGCCUGUAGAAACAAACAAAACAAAACAAAAUGCUAUCCAUUUCACAGGGAUGUUUAUUUUCCUGCACUGCAACAGAAAUCCUCUAUUAGAUUCAAAUUGUCUAUUGUUUGGUUGUGGUCUCUCUACCUUUUGUUCUGGUAAUAGACUUCAAUGCAUGGUCACGUUAUAUUCAUAUUUUGUUUUACAUUGAAUAGUAUAUUCCAAUGUAAUCUUUCUGUAGCAAAGAUGUACCCUGCUGUACUGUAACGUGCUGUAGCCAACACAUUUGCUCAUUGGAUGCAGCUUUUGUUCUGUUAACCCUAUACAGAGCAUGACGGGCCUUGCCUCCAGUCAGUGUUGUUUUUUGGUUUAUUAUUUUGUUGCAUGGUAUUUAUAUUUAUGACACAGUUCCACAUACUAAUAUUUUUCAAUAAAGAAUAUAGUAUUUUUCCUAACCUUCAGUGUGCUUCUUGCUGAUUUCCAUUUAUUGUCUUCCCUCCCCCCACCUCCUCCUUUCCCUGCCGUGACAAAGAUAGACAGUUCCUUGCUUUUCCCCCACCACCAUGAGACCUGAUUGAGUUUAUCUGCGGUCAUUUAUGUUGGUUUGUCUGGAGGCACUUGAAGGUGCGGAGCUUGUUUUAGUGGAUUUGUUGUUUGCAUUUUGUCUUGAGGCCAAGGCAAGGUGCAUUGUUUCAAAUAUUGGCAAAUAUUAUUAUAUUGCAAUUUUGCUGCAAGUAAUGUACAGUAACGGUACAAAAACAAGAAUUGCCAUUUUAGUGUUUGGCAUAAAUUUAAAUUGGUGUCACUGGCAUUUUUCAAGCAAAACAGUUUUGUUGAUCAUUUUUAAUAUCUAAACGCUGCACCUUCAAGUUUGCUACCAGUUAAUAAUCCCAAAUGCAAUGUAGGCUUUGCUCUUCGCUCCUGUGGUUUCUAAGGGGGGUUCUUCAUCUUGCUUCAUGUGUUCCUCUAACACUUGGAACAGGUUCUUAAUGCUAUUAAAUAAACAGUCAAAUCCGCAUCGUUUUUAAAAUCGAGAUGUAUUAAAGGGAAAGCAAGUUUUGGAGGUUUCGACAAGCUGAAAUGUACCAAUGAGCUUUGUUUUGGCUUCGACAUUAGUGUAUGAAUGGCAAGGAAAACACAGUGAAAUUCUCUAAUUGUCUUCUACAUCUUUGUCUGGUUCACAUUCAGUCAUGUGUGCUCAUAUACUCUAUUUUCCUGAUCAUUUUCAGUCCCUUGGUUCAUAUCAUGACACAACACCUCUGGGAUACAUGCUAACACCCUGUACCUUUCAUCAGAGCUUGGCCACCAAUGCCUACUUUUAGCAUUGCAGUCCUAAGUCACCUUUACUAUUUACCAUCAUAAUGAUAGCUAGUUGAGUCAGUCAUUUGUGAUUCAUUGAAUUCAAGGCAAAUUAGUAGAAUCGUUGUUGAAUGAAAGCCAGCCAGGAAAUGGUGCCCUGGAAGGAAGGAUUUAGUGUGACUUUGAGGCACAUGGGUUUGUUGGAGCAGCCAUUACUGGCCUUGCUACCAAUGUCGGAGGGUGUCUCUUGCUGCCCCCCUCAGCAUCUUUUGUAUCACAUACAAGGCUAUUAAUUAAAUGACCACUGGCAACUUCACUGCCAACUCAACUAGUUAGCUCACCGAAAGAAAAGUCACACCUUGCAAUAGCUCACAUCGCCAUAGCCUUGCUCAGCUGCUUUAAAUGUUCACUUUUUCCCCCUAAAAAUGUUUAUUAUAGGAAUAAUAUGACUGAACAUCAGAGAGAAGUUUGUUUUGAUGUUCAGUAUGUCUGUUUAACGUGGAUGCUUAUAUGGUCACUGGGCUGCCAUUGCUAUGGUUUUAAUCCUCUUAUGACUUCAGUUUCUAAUGGGAAAUAUUGAUGCACUGCCACUGACUUAGUAAACAUACACCAUCCAGCACACUGAAUGCAUUUGUUCCCUACAUAUUGAAAGAAGGCUAAAUCUGUGUCAAAUCUGGGAAGACAUGUAGCCUACUGUUGUGUAAGAACACCAUGCUUAUGGUCUACAAUUGCUAACUGGUGUGCUAGGAACUCAUUCAACAUCAUGUAAGUGAUCUUAAAUAAUUUUGUCUAUUUUCCUUUGUUACCAUUUUUGGAAUACUUUGGGGCCACAUAGAAUAUAUUUCUUUGGAAUUGUUAAGCAUGUUAGCAGAUAAAAUAAAUAAUAAAUAUUUUAAGAUGGUAUUCAAAUCAAUAGAUUGUAAAACUGCACUGUUAAUUUAGUGGAGAGUAGUUGUACAACACGCAAAAAGCUUUUUGAUUCAAAUAAAUGUAGAGCUUCUUCUGUUAUAGGGAAGCACAAAGUUCACGCUACGUGAUCGAGUUGAACUAUAAUUGAAAUAAACACGGACUGAAGAAAUCACUCUUUAAGACUGCCAUGAUGCCCUAAGUGUGUGUCGGAGAGAAACCUGAGGUCUGGAAAUAGUCCUAAAAUCUGUAGUUUUUAUCUAGUUGUCUCAUUUGAAUAUUGCUCAGACUUGAGCUACAAAUUUCAGAUUGGUUAUUUAUUACAAUUUUACAUUUUUAAAAUGAGCUUUGACAUAGUAGCAGCCCUUGAUGGACCUUGCAAAUAGGUAAUAAAAGAAUAGGUUGAACUGUUAUGACAUGUUAAACUUUACAGUGCAUUAUUCAUUUCCCUUAGUGAAGAGUCCCAUCUAAACCAGAAGGAGAUGGAUAUAGAUUUUCUAUGCAACAACAACAAAAAAACAGUGCUAAAAAGUUUGUUUUAAGUAAUUCAGUGCUUUUUAACCCAUUUUGACAUUCAUUCCACCAGUUUGUUAAAAUGAGAAUUGACCCUGGUCUAUCACCCAAAGCUGGAUACCUACAGGGUGCAUCUUAGAAGACAGCAUAAAGCAUGUCUCCCACACCAAUCCAACUACUAAGAUAUCCUUCUGAGACUAUUUCUUAUUAUUAAUUUUCAUUUAUUUGGCUGAGUGAGUUUUAGAUGACAGCUGAGCUCUCCUCUCAGCUGUCCUACCCUACGCAAGUGGGAACACUGCUUUAAAUAGCAGCUAAAUAAUAUUAGCCACAGUUGCAACCACGGUAACCGGUAUCAGCUGCUCUGAGGUGAGAAGCCCAACCUCGGAAGCAAAAAUGAUUUGCCCCACCCACACAACACUUACCUCAUUUGCUCAUUCUCUUCACUUGACUUCUAUCAUUUAUUGCCAUUACUUUUAAAUGAUUCAAAAUCACACUGCAUACUUGUCUGAUCUGAUUGACAAAUACACCUAAUUGCUCAUUUCAUAAUAUCUCUCAUCUAAAGUGAUGCAGAUUUUUCACUCAAUGCCUUAUCGUUGUUCUUUCCAGGAUCCCAUUUUAACAGGCAUCAGCAGAGCCAUGCUACCUCUUGCCGGCAUUUCCACUUAGGCCCGCAGGCUCAGAUUCCCCUUGAUUUCCCCAUGCCCCAUCCAGGACAAUCUCAACCAGGCCUGGCCCCCCACCUGGCCCCAGGUCCCCACCAGCAGUCCCCCCAGCUACAUCAGCCUCUGAACCCCAUCCCCCCGCCCCCACCUCCCCAGUUCCAAGACAUCCAAGGACCCCCCUUCCUACCUCAGGCCUUACACCAGCAAUACCUCAUCCAGCAGCAGCUUCUGGAGGCCCAGCACCGACGGAUCCUCCCACACACCAGGCACACCCAGGAGAGAGCACCCCACCCCCCCCAGCCUCUGCGGACAGGGUACGACUACACCCCACCAUUGCACGUCCCACAGCCAAUGACCCAGCAGCCUCGCUACCUGGCCGAGGGAACAGACUGGGACCUGAGUGUGGACACGAGCCUGUCCCCCCAUCAGUACCACAUCCCCCCGCUGCCCCAGCCCUACCAGCACUAUCUCACCUCCCCACGGCUGCACCACUUCCCCAGGAACACCUCCUCUGCCCAAGUAGUCGUUCAUGAGAUCAGAAACUACCCGUAUCCACAGCUUCACCUGCUGGCGCUGCAGAGCCUGAACCCCUCACGGCACGCCUCCGCUGUGCGGGAGAGCUAUGAGGUGGAUGUGUUUCAUCAGGAGCUCCUGCAGUUAGAGGACAGACUGGGCAGUGUAAACAGAGGAGCUGUUCAGACCACUAUCGAGAGGUUUACAUUUCCUCACAAAUACAAAAAGAGAAGACCACAGGAGCUGAAACUAGGAAUGGGUGACGAAGAGUUGGACACAGAUGAAAAAUGCACAAUAUGUCUGUCGAUGCUGGAGGAUGGAGAAGAUGUCAGGAGAUUACCCUGCAUGCAUCUCUUUCACCAGGCCUGUGUGGACCAGUGGCUGGUCACCAGUAAAAAGUGCCCUAUCUGCAGGGUGGACAUUGAGACCCAGCUGACGCCUGACAGCUGAUGUCUCGUGUAGCUUUCUGUCUGACGGCCCUGCCCCUCCCCCCCCUCUGUUCUUUCUCCCUCUCUGGGUGCUUUGCCAAAACCCUCACCAUCCACAUCACCUCCAAUCUUGCCUUCUGAGCCAGCUGAAGACCAUUGGUGGGGAAAAACACAGACCUGAAUAACGUGUCUGUCAGAAACCAUUAGUUGAAGAAAACAAAUGUAAAAGAAAGGAUGGAUAGCAUGGAAAGAAGGAAGAAUCUAUCUGCAUGACGUAACAGUCAGAUAUAGGAAUCUCAGUCAAGUUGCCGAAGGAUUUGUGUUCCAUUUAGUCGUACAGAGAUUAAUGUGUCAUUGGUCAAAAUGUCCCAGCAUGCAUCUGUAGUGUUGACAGAUUUGUACAGUGCAUAUACCUCCCAAUUUUCCCAGGCUGUUCCUUUCAAAAGAGAACCAAAAGCUGUAGCUCUCUGUCUGUCUCUCUCUCUCUCUCUCUGUCUCUCUCUCUCUCUUGCACUCUAUAUCUCUUUUUUUAAAUGUUAACUGUUAAACCAACAUGACACAUUUGCAAUGCUGCUGUUAUUUUGGAAUCUAGAAAUAGAUGAUAAUUUCUACAGUGUUGCAUUUGCUUAUGGUAAAUGGGAGUAGAACCUAAUUAUUUCUAAUUUGAUGUAGAUGUACAGUACUUUGUGGUCACACCAUACCAUGGAAAGGAUAGGAGCAGAAGGAAACUAGAUAACAUUCUGGAUAUAGACGGUGAUUUUGACAUAAUUUCACAGGUUUCUAAAGUCAUUUUGAUUUUCCUCUACUGGGGAGGUGAUGGAUUCAUGUAAUGGUGUCCAUGGUGACCACACACACAGAGCUGAGGCGAGCCAAUCUGUCUUGUGUGCUUGUGAAAACCGAAACAUGAGGAAAAAAAAAGGAGUCCAAACGCAUGCAUAGUAGUGGGUCAGGGCUUUUUGUGUUGUGAAUGUGAAAGGAAGGUGGGUCUUAGUGGUUGCAUCAGAAAGGUUUGAAGAUCCUCCUUCCAAAAAGAAUAGAAAAAAAACAACAAAAAAAACAACAAAACAAAAAUAAGCAAAAAGCAUAAUGAAAUGAUAACAUUAAAUCACUGUUUCUGGGUGGGUGACGGCAUACAUAAUGGAGGAAUGCGUCCUUGUUUGUAGUGUGAACAAACCAUGAGUGUUAAAUCCCCUUUUGUGAUCUACCAUACCUUGUUGCCUAGAGGACAAGCACAUGUGAUUUUAACAUAGCAACAACCUACUUCACCUGUAUUCGUUAGCACUGUCAGUGUCUGGUAUUGCUUGAACCUUUGUAUAGACCAUUAGCAGUGGAAACAGGUCCGAUCUGUAUUGUGCAUGACAGUUGUGCGUGCCGUUCUUGAAGUAGAUUUACAGUUAAAAAAAAAAAGGGAAAAAAAAGCCAUUUGUUUGAUAAAAACCAAACAUGUCUUUCUAAGCUAUUUUUGGUUCUUACACUUUUGUUUGUAUGUUUGUUGUGAUUAUUUUUUGUUGUCUUUCUUUAAUCAUAGUUUCUUUGUUUCUUUUCCUGAUCAUUUUUGAUUAUGCCAACAUGGACACGAGACAGAUUUUAAAAUGUCUUAUGUCCAUUUUCAUCUUUUGUAUGACAUAGCUGCAAUGCUGGAAUAAUAUUUAUUGUUGUCUUAAUGUAGCUAGCUAUUGUUUUGUAAAUGCACUAUAAUAUGGGGUUGCCUAAUGUGACUGUGAGGGUUUUAUUUGUCCCUGCUGAUUUCACUCCCUCCCUCUCUUUUCUCUCUCUCUGUUUCUCUCUCUCUCUCUCUCUCUCUCUCUCUCUCUCUCUCUCUCUCUCUCUCUCUCUCUGAGCAGUGGUAGAAAUAACGUGCUUGAUGUGCUGCACAGCUGCAGGUUGCUUGGUCCUGAAACAAUGCGAAGUCGUAUUUAUCCUUGGCUUAAAAUUAACAAAGAUGAAUUAAUGUCAUCUGCCCAUUCACAUUUGUAUCCACCUCUUAUUAUAACUAUUUAUCAGCAUGUCUUCGUAACGUUAAAUAAAAACAACCUUUUUAUCAUUGUGCACUCUAGUGGAAGGGCCAUAUGCUGGCCCCCAGAAAACCCCAGCUCUCAGACUAUGGUGUUGAAUUGUAACUUUGUUUCGGUGGGCAGUCAGGAGGCAUUUUGCGUAGGAUGUGACUGUGAUGGCAUUCUUUGUUCUUAGUAAGCGUCCAGUGUUAUUGACCUGCUAGCCUUUCCUGUGUGUAUGAAGUGUUGUGUCUGAACGCCUCCCACUGCUCUCAUGUCAGCUGUAAGAGAAAAGGCUGCCGAGGCAUCCGCUUUGGAUCUCCAUGUUUUAAAAGGACAUAGUUUACACGGGACGUUGUGUGUUGAAAUGCCUUAAGUAUUUAACAAUCAUAAUUUAUUACUAACUAUAGACAUGAUGGGUGCAUUUUUUAGUUUUGUGUUUUAACCUGAUUAUUUAUUUAUUUAGACAUAGUAACACAUGUAAAAAUACCUCAUUAUGCAUAUCUUAAAUGGGAGUGCUUUGCAUGCAGUUGUAUUUUGAAGGCAUACAAAAUGGGUGUAUUGCCAUAUGUUUAUGUGUGGUGCUGUUGAUCUUGGUUACAUUCCAUUCAAUGCAACUUCUAAAAUUUCCUCUGCCAUGAGGUAGUUGUGGACAAACUGCAAAAUGGACUGGAAGUGUUUUGCAUGUCUCCUGUUUUUGCACUGUCAGCAUGGCCAAUCGUCUCGCUGGUCCUGGCUUAACAAUCCUUUGCUUUUCUGUGUGAGGCUUUCGGUUUCUGGUUGUGUUUUUUCCUUAGUUUUGUUUGUUUUGCUUGAUUUCUUACCAAAUUUGUGAAACUACAAAGGUCUAUCCUUAUCCUCUGAGGAAAUCUUUUUUUCUUUUGUGAUUGUCACAUAUCAGUGGGCCAUCCUGCCUGGCUUGCCAUUAACUUGCUACUGUAGCCUAAAUGCUUACACAGCUGCUUGUUGGAUGUCAUCGUGUCUCAUGUGGGAAGUGGUCUGUAGUAGGAGCUUUUACACUGAUGAGGAUUUUUAGAUGUACUACUAGCUGGGUGUUUCAUUGGAUAUGGUUGAGAGGCCAAAAAAUGCAUCCAUCACUAAGUUAUACCAUUUCAAGUAGGGUUGGUUUCUCCCGGUUUGAUCUUCCUAGUUCAUUAUUAGUCUCCCCCUCAGAGCUCUCUUCAUUCCUUAACAAAAGAGCAACUAGCCCUUGCAGCAGUACAAGGAUCUGAUACAAACCGUCUCAUGUUUUUGUCAACAAAAGUGCAAGUGAUCAUUUGUGAAAGAUUUUGUUUCUUUUUCUCCACCGAGAAUAUGAAUGAAAGCCCUUUGUGUAAAGAAAUGGCUUUGUUUGCUUAUUUUCUCCCCCAUACUUUUAGCAGUUCCAUCUAGGACAUUAUAUGGAAAUCAAAUUGAGGGAUUUAACCCUUAAAGGAGUACCGUCACACCGGUGUGAUGGGAAUGUUGAGAAAUUAACGUUCUAAAGAAUAUCUGGGUUCAUUGAAUUCAACAUAGAAUUUUAGAACCUUCAAUUGUUGCGGAACUUAGAAUGUUCAAAAACCUACACCUUUAAGGGUUUAAAAAAAACAGAAACUGCUGCCUCUGUCUUUUCUCGCUACUGUCAGCUUAGUCUUGUAACCGAGUAUUGUGGGAAAUUUGCUGUGAAUCUUGGGGCUGUUCAAGUGAAAAAGCUGCAUGUUGACACUAGAUAGUACCGCUCGCUAAUGUGGAGCUAAACUAGCACUUUUAACUAACUGCAAAAUUGUCCCCAUUGAUAUCGAUCCGAUAGCUGAACCGUGAGCUUGUGGUUAAUGCCGAUGAUAAGACACUCUAUCCAACUAUAGGCUAUGGUUUUCCAACAUGGUUGCCCCCAAGCGUGGAGACCAGAGUCCCAACACAGGGUUCUGGUUCCUAGGGUUUUUAUCACCCAUAGUAGCCUUACCAUCUCUUUUUCUCCCUGCCGUUGUUUCAGCGAUUAUUGGACAUGAGCAAUAGUGUUCUCAUCAUCCAUAAAGCAGAAUGAACAGUAGAUCUUAAAGCACAAGCUAAUGCAUGUUUCUCUCAGGAUUAAAUGUUCACAUGGGAAUGGAUCGAUAUGUUAAAUAUUAUACCAUUUAAUAUUUCUGAUGUUUUUCUGCUGCUGAC